AUGUCGACGCUCGAGGAUCUCGAUGACCUGGAGCGCGAUGGAAAGAAGGAGGAGAACAACGACGGCGACAAGGAUGGCAAGAAGUCGGACCAGAAUGGCGAUGCUGAGAUGAACGACGCAGAUGCUGAGGAUAAGAAGAAGGAAGAAGAGGAAGAGCUCAUCGACAUGGAGGUCCUCAACUCAUCCACACGCGACAUCGUAGCUCGGCGGCGGUUAAUCGAGAACGACACACGCAUCAUGAAGAGCGAGUUCCAGCGGUUGACGCACGAGAAGCAGAGCAUGAUCGAGAAGAUCAAGGAUAAUGUGGACAAGAUUGAUAACAACAGACAACUACCAUACCUCGUCGGCAAUGUCGUCGAGAUAUUAGAUCUGGACGUUACCGCCGAAGCUGCUGAGGAGGGAGCUAAUAUCGAUCUCGAUGCGACGCGUGUGGGCAAAUCGGCCGUUAUCAAGACGUCCACCCGGCAGACCAUCUUCCUACCGCUGAUCGGUCUUGUCGACCAUGAGAAGCUGAAGCCUGGUGACCUUAUUGGUGUCAACAAGGAUUCAUAUCUCAUUCUCGACACUCUGCCAGCCGAGUAUGAUAGCCGAGUCAAGGCAAUGGAGGUUGACGAGAAGCCAACGGAGAAGUAUACGGAUGUCGGUGGUCUGGACAAGCAGAUUGAGGAGCUGGUCGAGGCGGUCGUGUGGCCGAUGAAGGAGGCCGAGCGAUUCAAGAAGAUUGGCAUCAAGGCACCCAAGGGCGCUCUGAUGUACGGUCCUCCAGGAACCGGAAAAACACUCCUUGCCCGAGCCUGCGCCGCACAAACCGAAGCUACCUUCCUCAAACUCGCCGGUCCUCAACUCGUACAGAUGUUCAUCGGUGACGGUGCCAAGCUCGUCCGUGACUGCUUCGCUCUGGCGAAAGAGAAAGCGCCUUCAAUCAUCUUCAUCGACGAGCUGGAUGCCGUUGGUACAAAGCGUUUCGACAGCGACAAGAGCGGAGACAGAGAAGUGCAGCGAACCAUGCUGGAGCUUCUCAACCAGCUUGACGGUUUUGCAUCAGACGAGCGAAUCAAGGUGCUUGCUGCUACGAACAGAGUCGAUGUGCUCGAUCCGGCUCUUCUGCGAUCAGGACGAUUGGACAGGAAGAUUGAGUUCCCUCUCCCCAAUGAGGAAGCAAGAGCACAGAUUCUACGAAUUCACAGCAGAAAGAUGACCGUGGACGAGGGUGUCAACUGGCCUGAGUUGGCGAGAAGUACUGAUGAGUUCGGUGGUGCGCAGCUAAAGGCUGUGUGUGUCGAGGCGGGUAUGAUUGCGCUGAGGAGUGGGCAGAGCAAGAUCAGUCACGAGCACUACGUGGACGCCAUUUCGGAGGUGCAGGCGAAGAAGAAGGACACUGUCAACUUCUAUGCAUAG
This is a messenger RNA of Zasmidium cellare ATCC 36951, 1398 nucleotides long. RefSeq lists its product as uncharacterized. The record is from RefSeq and is a predicted model, not a curated record. Gene Ontology annotation, molecular function: ATP hydrolysis activity; ATP binding; proteasome-activating activity. NCBI's taxonomy places the organism in Eukaryota, Fungi, Ascomycota, Dothideomycetes, Mycosphaerellales, Mycosphaerellaceae. The transcript is spliced from 4 exons. Bases 1 to 1398 code for a protein of 465 amino acids. Gene Ontology annotation, biological process: proteasome-mediated ubiquitin-dependent protein catabolic process. Gene Ontology annotation, cellular component: proteasome regulatory particle, base subcomplex.